Dama dama (fallow deer) is the source of this 2509-nucleotide messenger RNA. It is a transcript of the gene NADSYN1, whose product is annotated as NAD synthetase 1. The record is from RefSeq and is a predicted model, not a curated record. NCBI's taxonomy places the organism in Eukaryota, Metazoa, Chordata, Mammalia, Artiodactyla, Cervidae. Gene Ontology annotation, molecular function: glutaminase activity; NAD+ synthase (glutamine-hydrolyzing) activity; ATP binding. The transcript is spliced from 21 exons. Gene Ontology annotation, cellular component: cytoplasm. Bases 101 to 2293 code for a protein of 730 amino acids. Gene Ontology annotation, biological process: NAD+ biosynthetic process.
AGGGACAACCCGGAAGGACCCGAGCCGCGGCCGCAUCUCUCCCCAGGACACAAAGUCCCACUAUCCGGCCGGCCUUUUUGCCCAGGCGUCUGCAGCCAGGAUGGGGCGGAAGGUGACUGUGGCCACCUGUGCGCUCAACCAAUGGGCCCUGGACUUUGAGGGCAAUUUGCAAAGGAUUUUAAAAAGUAUUGAAAUCGCCAAACACAGAGGAGCAAGAUACAGGCUUGGACCAGAACUGGAAAUCUGCGGCUAUGGCUGUUGGGAUCAUUAUUACGAGUCGGACACCCUCCUGCAUUCGCUCCAGGUCCUGGCGGCCCUUUUGGAGUCUCCGGUCACUCAGGAUAUCAUCUGCGACGUGGGGAUGCCUGUGAUGCACCGAAACAUCCGCUAUAACUGCAGGGUGAUAUUCCUCAACAGGAAGAUCCUGCUCAUCAGACCCAAGAUGGCCUUGGCGAACGAGGGCAACUACCGCGAGCUGCGCUGGUUCACGCCAUGGGCCAGGAGCCGACAAACAGAGGAGUAUUUUCUCCCCCGGAUGUUACAAGACCUGACGAAGCAGGAAACUGUGCCCUUUGGGGACGCUGUCCUCUCCACGCGGGACACCUGCAUCGGGAGUGAGGUCUGUGAGGAGCUCUGGACGCCCCACAGCCCGCACGUGGACAUGGGCCUGGACGGGGUGGAGAUCUUCACCAACGCCUCGGGCAGCCACCACGUGCUGCGCAAAGCCCACGCCCGGGUGGACCUGGUGACCAUGGCCACCACCAAGAACGGCGGGAUCUACUUGCUGGCCAAUCAGAAGGGGUGUGACGGGGACCGGCUAUACUACGACGGCUGUGCCCUCAUAGCCAUGAAUGGCAGCAUCUUUGCCCAGGGGUCCCAGUUCUCUCUGGAUGAUGUGGAAGUCCUCACUGCCACGUUGGAUUUGGAGGACAUCAGAAGCUACAGGGCAGAGAUUUCAUCUCGAAACCUGGCGGCCAGCAGGGUGAGCCCCUACCCCCGCGUGAAGGUGGACUUCGCCCUCUCCUGCCACGAGGACCUGCUGGAGCCUGUGUCUGAGCCCAUCGAGUGGAAAUACCACAGCCCCGCCGAGGAGAUCAGCCUGGGACCUGCGUGCUGGCUCUGGGACUUCUUAAGACGCAGCCGACAGGCGGGGUUCUUCCUUCCCCUGAGCGGCGGGGUGGACAGCGCGGCCACCGCCUGUCUGGUCUACUCGAUGUGCCGCCAGGUCUGCGAGGCUGUGAAGUGUGGAAAUCCAGAGGUGCUGGCUGACGUCCGAACCAUUGUGAACCAGCCCAGCUACACCCCCCAGGACCCCCGGGAGCUCUGCGGCCGCGUCCUGACCACCUGCUACAUGGCCAGCGAGAACUCCUCCCGGGAGACUUGUGACAGGGCCCGAGAGCUGGCCCAGCAGAUCGGAAGCCACCACAUCGGUUUCAGCAUCGACCCAGCGGUCAAGGCGCUCGUGGGCAUCUUCAGCCUGGUGACGGGCACGAGCCCUCGGUUUGCGGUUCACGGAGGGAGCGGCCGGGAGAACCUGGCUCUGCAGAAUGUCCAGGUGCGGGGAGGUGGUGUUAGCGUGCGUGCCCCGGUCCCGGCCUGCACGGUGACGCCCGCUCCUGUGGGCCAGGCGCGGGUGAGGAUGGUCAUCGCCUACCUCUUUGCUCAGCUGAGCCUCUGGUCUCGCGGCGCCCCCGGCGGGCUUCUCGUGCUAGGAUCCGCCAACGUGGACGAGAGCCUCCUCGGCUACCUGACCAAGUACGACUGCUCCAGCGCCGACAUCAACCCCAUCGGCGGGAUCAGCAAGACGGACCUGAGAGCCUUCGUCCAGCUCUGCAUGGAACGCUUCCAGCUUCCUGCCCUGCAGAGCAUCCUGGCAGCACCGGCCACAGCUGAGCUGGAGCCCUUGGCCCACGGGCGGGUGUCCCAGACCGACGAGGAAGACAUGGGGAUGACGUACGCCGAGCUGUCCGUCUAUGGGAGGCUCCGGAAGGUCUCCAAGACGGGCCCCUACAGCAUGUUCUGCAAACUCCUCAACAUGUGGAAGGACACCUGCUCGCCCCGACAGGUGGCCGACAAAGUGAAGCGGUUUUUCUCCAAGUAUUCCAUGAACAGACACAAAAUGACCACGCUGACGCCCGCGUACCACGCCGAGAGCUACAGCCCGGACGACAACAGGUUCGACCUGCGGCCGUUUCUGUACAACACCCGCUGGCCCUGGCAGUUCCGCUGCAUUGAAAACCAGGUCCUCCAGCUGGAGGGGAGACCGCAGCAGGAGCUGGAUGGCGUGGACUGAGGCCGGGCCCUGUGUGGAGGGCUCCCUGCCCGCUGGUGACCAAGAGCGGGAGUGGAGCCCCCUCUGACGUAUUUCAAGGAGAGGGAUCCAUACCGUCUAGUUCCAUUUUUAAAAAGGCUGAAGGAAAGAGGAUACGAUUUUAUUUUUAGUUUUUAAUUAAUUUUUUUAAAAAUUAAUUAAUGAAUUUUUAAUUGAAAUACAUAUUGUUGAUUUACA